This is a messenger RNA of Lonchura striata (white-rumped munia), 1990 nucleotides long. It is a transcript of the gene TH, whose product is annotated as tyrosine hydroxylase. Gene Ontology annotation, cellular component: perikaryon; axon; cytoplasm. Gene Ontology annotation, biological process: dopamine biosynthetic process from tyrosine. NCBI's taxonomy places the organism in Eukaryota, Metazoa, Chordata, Aves, Passeriformes, Estrildidae. The record is from RefSeq and is a predicted model, not a curated record. Gene Ontology annotation, molecular function: tyrosine 3-monooxygenase activity; iron ion binding.
GCUGGAAAGCAGACAGCAGAGCUCGUGGAAGAGCAAAGAUGCCAACCCCGAACAUCUCCACCUCUGCAGCCAAAGGCUUCCGCAGGGCGGUGUCGGAGCUGGACUCCAAGCAAGCCGAGGCCAUCAUGUCUCCACGGUUCAUUGGGAGACGUCAGAGCCUCAUUGAAGAUGCCAGGAAGGAAAGAGAGGCUGCGGCUGCAGCCACUGAUGCUGCAGAGUCCACAGAGACCAUUGUAUUCGAGGAGAAGGAUGGGAGAGCCAUGCUGAACCUCUUUUUCAUGCUCAAGGGAGCCAAGACUUCACCACUGUCCCGUGUCCUUAAGGUGUUUGAGACAUUUGAAGCUAAAAUUCAGCACCUGGAGACCAGGCUUAGCCGAAAACCUCGUGAAGGGAUUUCUGAGCUGGAAUAUUUUGUGCGCUGCGAGGUCCACAGCUCUGACCUCAAUACUUUCAUUAGCUCCAUCAAGAGGGUAGCAGAAGAUGUGAGGACCACUAAGGAAGACAAAUUUCACUGGUUUCCCAGAAAAAUCUGCGAAUUGGACAAGUGCCACCAUCUGGUCACCAAGUUUGACCCCGACUUGGAUCUGGAUCACCCGGGCUACUCUGACCAAGUAUAUCGCCAGAGAAGGAAAUCAAUAGCAGAGAUUGCUUUUCACUAUAAGCAUGGGGACCCAAUCCCUCAUGUGGAGUACACGGCGGAGGAGACAGCUACCUGGAAGGAGGUGUACAGCACCCUGAAGAGCUUGUACCCCACCCAUGCCUGCAAGGAGUACCUUGAGGCUUUCAGUCUACUGGAGAAAUUCUGUGGCUACAAUGAGAACAACAUCCCUCAGCUGGAGGAGGUUUCCCGCUUCCUGAAAGAGAGGACUGGCUUCCAGCUCCGGCCGGUGGCCGGCCUGCUGUCAGCGCGGGACUUCCUGGCCAGCCUGGCCUUCCGCGUCUUCCAGUGCACGCAGUACAUCCGCCACGCGUCCUCGCCCAUGCACUCCCCCGAGCCGGAUUGCUGUCAUGAGCUGCUGGGGCACGUCCCGAUGCUGGCCGACAAGACGUUUGCCCAGUUCUCUCAGGACAUUGGACUGGCAUCUCUGGGAGCAACUGAUGAAGAAAUUGAGAAACUAGCAACGCUUUACUGGUUUACAGUGGAGUUUGGGCUCUGCAGACAGAAUGGAAUAGUCAAAGCCUACGGAGCUGGGCUCCUCUCUUCCUACGGCGAGCUCAUACACUCCUUGUCAGAUGAACCAGAGGUGAGGGACUUCGACCCUGAUGCUGCAGCUGUUCAGCCCUACCAGGACCAGAACUAUCAACCUGUUUAUUUUGUGUCUGAGAGCUUCAGUGAUGCCAAAAAUAAAUUGAGGAGCUACGCGGCGCACAUCAAGCGGCCCUUCUCGGUGAAAUACGAGCCCUACACCCACAGCAUCGAGCUCCUGGACAGCCCCCAGACGAUCUGCCACUCCCUGGAGAGCGUAAGGGAUGAGCUCCACUCGCUGAUUAACGCGCUCAAUGUUCUCAGUUAAUACAAGAACUGAGCCAUUUCCGUCCCCUCCCAGCCCCCGAAGUGCCCGCCCUGCCCUCACCUAAUUCCCAGCUGGUAAUUCCUACCUGUUCUUCUCCAAACACUGGCACUGCUGCCUGUCACCACGCGACCCCAACAGCUUUCCACUUUUGUAUGUAGGGCCAGCUCGGAGGAGGGCAGCGGGACGCACCCGAUGCCUGCUGGCUUUUUGGGUAGCUUUUCUAUUGACUGCUGGAAGAGGCUUAGCAGAUACAAAAAAGCAUGGCCAAGCUUAAAAGUUGAAGACAAGAGCCCUGGGCUAUGAUCCUGAGUGCAAGGAAGAGGAGAAAAUCUACUGUAUUUAAAAAGAAAAAAAAAAGAGAGAAGCAAUAAUUUUUUUUAUUGCACUGUGAGAGAAAAAUUUAAUUUGCCUUUUUUUUUAAUCCCCAAAGCAACUCCAUGAGUCUUGUUCUUAGUUAUUCUAAUAUUACUGUCAUC